Messenger RNA from Cordyceps fumosorosea ARSEF 2679, 1128 nucleotides. RefSeq names its product alpha/beta hydrolase fold protein. Bases 1 to 1128 code for a protein of 375 amino acids. Lineage: Eukaryota; Fungi; Ascomycota; Sordariomycetes; Hypocreales; Cordycipitaceae. The transcript has 2 exons. Gene Ontology annotation, molecular function: hydrolase activity. The record is from RefSeq and is a predicted model, not a curated record.
AUGAGCGUCGCCGAGCGCCUGGUGAUGAUUAUCAAGCUCCUCACCAUCUUCCCCGUGAGCCUGGCCGCCAACAUCCUGCGCAUGCUCGUGCUCUCCGCCGUGCACGGCAUGCGGCCGCGCGCCGCCAUCCUCGCCGCCGUCGUACGCACCACUUUCGGCAUCCUCACCGGCAAGGAGAUCCAGAAGCUGCAGCCGACGACGCGCCAGGAAUACAGCAAGUUCAUCCAGUACGCCGCCAAGCGCUGGAGCGCCCCCAACUUCAAGAGCCGCGUCGUCCACGACGUGCAGGAGCUCGCCAAGGGCGUCGACGACUCGGCUAUCCUCUGGCUCGGCGACCGCAGCAAGGCCAAGAAGGUGGUGCUCUUCCUCCACGGCGGCGGCUACGUGCUGCCCGCCUCCCCCGGCCACUUCCUCUGGGCCUGGAACACCUACGUCAUGGCCGGCGUCGAGGCCGGCGUCGAGACCGCCGUCGCCUUCCUCCAGUACACCCUCGCCCCGCGCGGCGUCCUACCCGUGCCGCUGCGCCAGACCGUCGCCGCCUACGAGGAGAUCCGCGCGCAGGGUUUCCAGCCGCGCGACAUCGUCGUCGGCGGCGACUCGGCCGGCGGCAACCUCACGAUGCAGUUCCUCGGCCACGCCCUCCACCAGCAGCCCGCCGUGCCCGAGGUCAAGCUGUCGGAGCCCCUCGCCGGCGCCUUCCUCGUCUCCGCCUGGCUCGGCCAGAGCGACGACACCGAGUCCUUCCGCGUCUUCGGCAACAAUGACAUGGUCAGCUCGGCCAUUGUCCAGAAGCUGAGCGUCGAGUCGGUCGAGCCGCACAAGCGCGCCACCAUCAAGAGCCAGGCGGACCCCUGGUCGCGGCCCCUUGAGGCCGACUUUGGCUGGUUCCGGGACUUCGAGACGGUCGUGCCCAAGAUCUACGUCACUUAUGGCGGCCGAGAGGUCCUGCGCGACCACAGCCUCGCUAUAAUCGAGACGAUCAAGCGCGAGGCCCCCGCCGUGAACCUGCUCACAUAUGAGGCACCCAAGGAGCUUCACGAUGGCGUCCUCGUCGAGCACCUCUUCAAGAAGCCCGACGCCAACGCCAAGAAGAUGAAGACGUGGUUCAAGAGUGUCAUUAUCCAAUAG